Molecule: messenger RNA, 661 nt
Organism: Ricinus communis (castor bean)
Lineage: Eukaryota; Viridiplantae; Streptophyta; Magnoliopsida; Malpighiales; Euphorbiaceae
Product: egg cell-secreted protein 1.2
Exons: 1
Coding region: 161-577 (138 amino acids)
Biological process (GO): double fertilization forming a zygote and endosperm
Source: RefSeq, a predicted model, not a curated record
UAUCAUCAUCAGUUACACUUGAAGAAACCCCUCCGGCUCCUCAUUAUAUCCCUGCCCAUUCAAUGUCUCCUCCACCAAUCUCCUAUAAAAACCAGUUUCAUACCCAGUAGUAGCUGGUCAUCCUCUUCUCCUAAUUAUUUCACACCACUUCACAUAUUGUAUGUAUAAUAUGGCUUUCAAAGUAAUGUCUCUCCUGUUGGGUGUCACGUUUUUCAUUGCAGGUGCAAGUGCAAUUAGGGAAAUUCCCAUCAAACAAGCCUACGACAAUACUGAAACAAGAGUGCUACUACUCGAAACCAGCAGCAGCAGUGGUGGAGGCCUGGUCGAUUGCUGGAACGCACUAAUGGAGAUAAAGUCUUGCUCAAAUGAAAUCAUUCUAUUUUUCCUUAAUGGCCAGACUGACAUUACUAUUGGAGCUGACUGCUGCAGUGCCAUUAGUAUUAUCGCCCACAAUUGCUGGCCUUCUAUGCUUACUUCCCUUGGUUUCACUGUUGAGGAAGUCAACAUACUUAAUGGCUACUGUGCUGAUUCUGCUGCUCCAUCUCCUCUAGCUGCUGCCUCGCCUACACAACAGUAGCCUCAUCCCUGUAUCCGGUGGCAUUUGUCUAUAAAAUAAAUAUAAGAUGGAUGCCUUAACUAAGGUUUCACUUGCUGAGUUUGA